AUGGUGCUCCUGCUGCCUAUUGUUUGGCACAUCCGUGAGCGGUCACAGCGCAAAGUGAGAUCCAGGGCCUUUAAGACCUCGGAGAUCUCGGAGACUUCCCAGAAAGAGGCCGAGGAUUCCGAGGACUCAGCUGUUGACUCCCAGAAAGAGGAUUCCGAGGAGGAUUCCAAGGACUCAGCUUCUGAUUUUAUAGGGGAGCCGCCCUCCAAGAUGGAACUGGCACUGCGCAGUAUUCGGGGCUAUGCCUCGGCGGCCCAAUGGUUGGCACCCUACAUCCCGUUAUACCUAGCAACAGAGUCAGCGGAAUCGGCUGGACAGAAAUGGGACCCUGAUGGUAGCCUCGCCAAUGAAUGGAGUAUGAUGCACAAGAAAGGGGCAUCUACUUUAGCAGAGUUCAUUCAGGAGAUGAGCGGCUUUUAUGUCAAGGUUGGGCAGUUGAUUGCCACUCGGGUCGACCUAUUUCCACGCGAAUACUCCAAGGAGCUUACCUUUUUGGUCCAAUCUGUGAAUCCACUGUCCUUUGAAGUCAUACGUCAAGUUAUUGAAAAGGAACUGCUGGAAGGGUACAACCUCGAUGAUGUGUUUGAAUAUGUGGAGCCAGAGCCUUUGGGAAGUGCAUCGAUUGCUCAAGUUCACAGAGCGAGAUUGAAGGAUGGUAGGGAGGUUGCAGUGAAGGUCCAGCGCCCUCACAUUGAGGAGCAACUGUUAGAUGACAUCUCCGUCAUCAAGUCAUUGACGCAACAGCUGCGGGGCGUCUUCCCUGUAGAUUACUACGCGGUCUUCACGGAGCUCGAGGCACAGCUCAAGGAGGAGUUCGACUUCUUCCGUGAGGCCGCGGCCAUGGACCGUGUGGCAGAUGCCACGCAGAACAUGGGCAAAGCUCCUCCCAUUGUGGUGCCCAGAAGUAUCCCUGGCCUAGUGUCAAGCCGAGUGCUUUGUAUGGACUUUGUGCCCGGCAUGUCUCUUUCUCAGAUAGCCAAGAAGUUCUCCGCGUCAAAAAACACCGCGGGGGGCAAGCCCAGCUCGACGAUGCAGCGGGCGGGGCGAAAGAUUCUUGCCUCACUGACUGACGCUUUCGGGACGAUGAUCUUAGAGGAGGGCUUCUUCCAUGCAGAUCCUCAUCCCGGCAACGUCUUCGUGAAGCCGGACGGCACCGUGGCUUUGAUCGACUUUGGGCAGAUGAAGCGCAUCGGCUACAAGUUCCGAAGGGAGUUUUGCGAGCUGGUGGUGAUGAUUGCUGACUGCCAAGACACCCGCGAGGAGUACGAAGCAGGAACGGUGCUCGGGCAUCGUAUGGGGCUGAAGUUCUCCGAGACGGCCCACGAAUUCUGUCCAGUUGCACUCGGGAUGUUCGUUUUGGACUGGUCCAGAAGUGAGUUACCAGGAGGCUACAGCGCCUACGAGCUGUCACCCAGAAAUGUGAUGAAUGAUGUGACAUACUUUCCCCCAGAAUGGGUCCUAACCUGUAGGGCGCUACAACUGAUCCGAGGCCUCGCAGAGGGUUUGGAUGUCCAGUGGUCGCUCCCAGAGCUCUGGCGAGAGAAAGCGCUGAGGGUUCUUGGGAGAGAGAAAGAAAUCAGGGCAAGAAGCCCUUGGGCACGCAUGAGGGAAUGGCUUGGCAGUUUGCGUGCUGCUUAA
Symbiodinium necroappetens is the source of this 1638-nucleotide messenger RNA. NCBI's taxonomy places the organism in Eukaryota, Dinophyceae, Suessiales, Symbiodiniaceae. The record is from the annotation of a GenBank genome assembly.